CCAAAGUAGACCAUCAUUGCAAGAACAAAGCAAUGCACACAUCGACACAGUAUUCGAUGAGGUAGCGCAUACACUCGAACGCUUCGCGACCACGGCAAGAAGCUCUUGACACCACCAGCCGUCAUCACCGCGCACAGUAGUAGCCAUGCAAGCCGCACUCGCACCGUUCCAAGAGGCUCAUGCGACUGCGCUAGCCCAGCCCGUCGCGAACUUCUUCAGUCCUGUCCCGCCUGUACAAGAGCCUGGCCGCCUGUAUGACUUCUUUCGCGCAUCGAACGACGUUCAAAUCGAAGGCGAUGUUCGCUACGUGCUCAAGCACAACAAGACCACGUGCAUGACGCAGAAAGAGAGCGGUGCAUGGGUCGACAUCAUCGUGAGCUACUGGCGCGCAGUGAAGGAGAUAAUUAAGGCAGAAGAGGCAUCGAACCAGGGCAGGUUGGGAGAGCGCCAAUACGUUGCCGUGUACGACGCCUGGAAAGACCUGACCAGCAACUUCAUCAAGCACAUCUCUGGUGGAGCAUUGCCAGCAUGGGCUAUAUUCACUCUAUACUUCACUGCGAAUCAUUUGCGCAGGAUAGCGAUCAAGGCAGACGAUCAGUUGGCCAAGUCCAAGCCAGCCACUGUCAACGCCAGCUUCUCAGACGAUAUCGUGAGCACAGUGGCACAGAAUCAGAAGUUGGAGGAAGCUGCACGCGUGUUCAACAGGAUCUUUGCUCUGUGCUUGGGUGACAGAAACCCAGAUCUCAACGAGUCCCGCAAGUGGGGCGUCUACUGUGUAGCCAACCUUCAAUUCAAGACCUACUUCAAGCUGAAGGCCAUCAGCCUGUCCAAGAACGUUGUCCGCUCGAUCGAAGCCCAGUCUGAUUUACCACCCUUCAAACUAUACCCAAAAGCGCACCGAGUCACAUACCGCUACUACACUGGAGUCCUUGCUUUCUUGCAAGAGGAUUACACAAAGGCGGAGAAGAACUUACAGGAAGCCUGGGAUGCUUGCUAUGCUAGCGCUGAGAAGAACAAAUCAUUGAUCCUCACCUACCUAAUUCCUUGUCGUCUGAUCACACAGCAUGUCGUACCCAAAGCUCCUCUCCUCGCGGAAUCACCCCGACUCGAACGUAUCUUCGGACCACUCGUGACCUGCAUAAGGAAAGGCGACCUUACAGGCUUCGACAAAGCACUAGCAGAGGGCGAGCCCGAGUUUGUCAAGCGCCGCAUCUUCCUCACACUCGAACGAAGUCGCGACAUUGCGCUUCGGAAUCUCUUGCGGAAAGUUUACUUGGCUGGUGGCUAUGACGAUCUGAAGGAAGGGCAGACAGAGAAGGAUAGGAUCAGAAAGUCGAGGAUACCGCUCGUCAACUUUGCAGCAGCGCUGAGAAUGGGUGGCCAGGCGGUGGAGGACGAUGAGGUUGAGUGCUUAUUGGCGAACCAGAUCUACAAAGUACGUGUCCCUUGCCCAGUGCAAGACUCGUUGCUAACGCUACCACAGGGUUUGAUGAAGGGCUACAUCUCACGCGAGCACGCCAUGGUAGUGCUGAACAAGAAGGGCGCCUUCCCCGGCACCGGAGUGUGAAGCCUAGAGCAGAUGCCACCGAUUACGUCCAGAUGUCAUAUACGGCACAGAAAUCCCACCGACAAGUGCCGAACUAAUAUGCGCAAUGUAUUGCUACCUCAGUGCAGGCAUCCGCUGAGAACC
This is a messenger RNA of Macroventuria anomochaeta, 1690 nucleotides long. RefSeq lists its product as uncharacterized. The record is from RefSeq and is a predicted model, not a curated record. Bases 146 to 1567 code for a protein of 473 amino acids. The transcript has 5 exons. Gene Ontology annotation, cellular component: transcription export complex 2. Gene Ontology annotation, molecular function: RNA binding; double-stranded DNA binding. Gene Ontology annotation, biological process: transcription elongation by RNA polymerase II; poly(A)+ mRNA export from nucleus; post-transcriptional tethering of RNA polymerase II gene DNA at nuclear periphery. Lineage: Eukaryota; Fungi; Ascomycota; Dothideomycetes; Pleosporales; Didymellaceae.